CCACUUCAAAGUUAUUUAUGGGAUUGUGACCAAAAAAUUAACUAGGUUUCAUUGGACUUAUGCAUAUUGCAAAGGACACAUGAAAACGUAGGCAAAAUUGGACACUAGUUCCUGCGCCGACCUCACUUGUUGUCUCACCGAACGCUCAAAAGGUCACUUUCUUAUAUCAACCACGAGUCACGACUCACGACACAACCCACCUACCCUCUCCUUAUAUAACCUUCAUUUUCAUUCUCACUCCCUCAGACUUCUCUCUUUCUCACCCACUUUAUCGUGUAAAAAUGUCAGCUUUGAACAUGUCCACUAUGAGACUUCCACAAGCUUCCUUGUCUGGAACUGCACCUGCUAGGAGAACUUGUGCUCUUAUCAAGACUCCAUCAUCUUUGAGCUCUGUGAAGAAUGUGUCAAAAGCAUUUGGAUUGAAAUCAUCAUCCUUUAGAGUGUCAGCAAUGGCAGUAUACAAAGUGAAACUGAUUGGACCAGAUGGUGUGGAGAAUGAAUUUGAAGCCCCUGAUGACUCUUACAUUCUGGAUGCAGCUGAGAAUGCUGGAGUGGAGCUGCCUUACUCAUGCAGAGCUGGUGCAUGCUCUACUUGUGCUGGCCAAGUGCUUUCAGGCUCUGUGGAUCAGUCUGAUCAAUCCUUUCUUGAUGAUCAGCAAAUAGAGAAGGGUUACCUUCUCACAUGUGUCUCAUACCCAAAGUCAGAUUGUGUGAUUCACACCCAUAAGGAGGAAGAUCUCUGCUAAGUCAUGAUGUAUGCCUUUUGUUAGUUUUUCUAAGCUUGAACAUGUGUCAUGGUGGUGAUGGUAGCUAGAUUGUUGUGAAACUCUGUUGGUGUUUGUACAACAACUUGAAUCAUUCUAAAUUUAUGUGAAGCUUGAACCCUUUGAUAUGUAGCCAUUAGAUCGGUAUUAAUCAAGAAUAAGGCUGCGCCCAUAUUUUUUAAUGCU
Messenger RNA from Cajanus cajan (pigeon pea), 950 nucleotides. Its product is annotated as ferredoxin, root R-B1. Gene Ontology annotation, cellular component: plastid. Gene Ontology annotation, biological process: electron transport chain. The record is from RefSeq and is a predicted model, not a curated record. Gene Ontology annotation, molecular function: electron transfer activity; 2 iron, 2 sulfur cluster binding. Lineage: Eukaryota; Viridiplantae; Streptophyta; Magnoliopsida; Fabales; Fabaceae.